Molecule: messenger RNA, 5542 nt
Organism: Gasterosteus aculeatus aculeatus (three-spined stickleback)
Lineage: Eukaryota; Metazoa; Chordata; Actinopteri; Perciformes; Gasterosteidae
Product: glycogen synthase kinase-3 beta
Biological process (GO): negative regulation of canonical Wnt signaling pathway; regulation of microtubule cytoskeleton organization; regulation of neuron projection development
Cellular component (GO): cytosol; axon; nucleus
Molecular function (GO): ATP binding; protein serine/threonine kinase activity
Source: RefSeq, a predicted model, not a curated record
AACUCCGUCUCCCAUGUGGCAUUGCGAGCGGUCUGUUUCUAGGUGUCUAGCAACAGCUAUCAGCUCAGACAGCCGGCGGCAACGGGAGCUCUAUUUCUCGGUGUGCCUUUCCACGAUUAUUCGCUGCCGAGUAUUCAUAUUUAGUAGUCAAUUGGCUGAAAAUAGGGAAAGCAACCACCCUGACCCCUGCACAGAGAUAUGAGCGGCAGCGGGCGGCCCAGGACCAGCUCGUUUGCUGAGCCGCCAGGUGUUCCAGGAACCGCCGCUUCGUCCACCGGAUCAGCCGCUGCCGUGGGGAGCAGCACAGGAAAGUCCGGGGUCCCGCAGGCCUCCGGCAGCAACUCGUCGGGAUGCUCGAACCUUAAGCUUGCCAGAGACAGCGGAAAGGUGACGACAGUGGUGGCCACACCAGGUCAGGGACCAGACCGCCCACAGGAAGUCUCCUACACGGACAUCAAGGUGAUUGGCAAUGGGUCGUUUGGUGUGGUGUACCAAGCUCGCCUCAUCGACAGCCAAGAGAUGGUGGCCAUUAAGAAGGUUCUGCAAGAUAAGAGGUUCAAGAAUCGUGAGCUCCAGAUCAUGAGGAAGCUGGACCACUGCAACAUCGUCCGGCUACGUUACUUCUUCUACUCCAGUGGAGAGAAGAAGGAUGAGGUGUAUCUCAACCUGGUGCUGGACUUUGUCCCUGAGACGGUCUACAGGGUGGCCCGGCAUUUUAACAAGGCCAAGAGCAUCAUUCCUAUCAUAUAUGUAAAGGUGUACAUGUACCAGUUGUUUCGUAGUCUGGCGUACAUCCAUUCCCAGGGCGUCUGUCACAGAGACAUCAAGCCUCAAAACCUGCUUGUUGACCCAGAAAGUGCCAUCCUCAAGCUGUGUGACUUUGGCAGCGCCAAGCAGCUUGUCCGCGGAGAGCCCAACGUGUCGUAUAUCUGCUCUCGCUAUUAUCGCGCCCCCGAGCUCAUAUUCGGUGCCACGGACUACACGGCAAACAUCGACAUCUGGUCCGCAGGCUGCGUCCUGGCCGAGCUGCUGCUCGGACAACCCAUAUUCCCCGGUGACAGCGGGGUGGACCAGCUUGUCGAGAUUAUCAAGGUGCUAGGAACCCCGACCAGGGAACAAAUCCGAGAGAUGAACCCCAACUACACAGAGUUCAAGUUUCCUCAGAUCAAAGCUCACCCAUGGACCAAGGUGUUUAAACCUCGCACCCCCCCGGAGGCCAUCGCCCUUUGCUCCCGGCUGCUGGAGUACACGCCGGCCUCGCGCUUCUCCCCACUAGAGGCCUGUUCGCACGCCUUCUUCGAGGAGCUGCGCCAGCCAAACACACGACUGCCCAGCGGCAGAGAACUGCCGAUGCUCUUCAACUUCAGCACCACAGAGCUGUCCAUCCAGCCCCAGCUGAACUCGACCCUCAUUCCUCCUCACGCUCGCUCCCACACUGCUGCUUCCGCCCACGAUGGUUCCGAUUCAUCUCAACACAGUUCAGUACCAGGAUCCCUCAACAGCAUCUGAAGCAGCUUCUCGCCUGCCUGCCUGCAAGCAUCACCCUUAUCUCAACACACACACACACACACUCUACUGCUUUCCUCCAUGCUGCUUGCUCUCCUCUUAGAUGAUCUGUUUUUGUACAGUAAAUGCAUUGAACCAACCAUCAUUAGCUCUUUAGCUGCCAGGCGUCAGGUGGCAGGUGAUUGUUAAAAACAAAAACAGACACACACACACACACACACACACACACACACACACACACAGAAACAAAAACAGUGGUCUCGCUGCUGCGCUGGUGGUCUGUGAAGGCUCAAUAGUGGGGGGCUGGUCCUCUGUAUUAUAACUUCUUCUUUUUCUUUUUAAUUCAACUUUUAUUUAGUUUUUUAAUAAUUGUUUAAUUUAUUGGACUAAUAGAAUGCAUCAUGUGGUUACCAAACAUUUUUUGUCGCCACAAUUUAUUUUUUCCUGUGUUAUUUUCUGAACUGCACUGCCGGAGCGAGAUCAGAAGAAGCCCCACAUAGGUCAUCGGGGUCAAAGGAUGUUUUAUUCAAUGGAUGCUUCAUCUUCCAGCCCCGUUAUUUCAGCCAAUCCAGCCCAAUGUUAAGGUUAGAAUUAUUAUUCUCAGCUUAAGUGGCAGGUGGAGCAUAAAUCCUCCCCAGUAGCCGUCAUCAGUGUUUGAUCGGAGGCGUUAUGACAUAUUUGUGUUUCGGGGCUGAGUUACUUUAUACAAAGCAGACUGGAAAUCCUCUCUCCUUCAGCUUGUUCCUUCAUUGUUGGGCCUUGGCUUGUACGAUACAGUUCCCCUCCAUGACCACAGUUGUCUUAAAAGUAAAGGUAAGAUCAAUCAUGGAUGUUUGACUCCUUUUCACCUUUUCUCAGUGAUUUUUCAGUGACUCAUUCCCGGCAGGCAAAGGUGUCCAUUUGUUGGGACUCGCAGCAAUCGUUCUCAACUCGUGCUGUCUUCUCCACCUCGCUCCACAUGUAUAAAACGAUCCUUUGAAACGGAAAAAAACAAUCCCAACGUCAGUAUUUCAAAUAUUCGUACAUCAGUGCGCUGCUCGCUCCUUGUUGUGCUCCCGGUUCGAUCCCCGGCCAGCUGUGUGAGCUCAUCGCAGCAGCUGUAGUAACGUAAGCGCAUUGAGGAGCUUUAAGAAACGCGAAACGAGCUUCUGUAUCACGGAUAUCAAGGGUCUUUAUAUUCUUCAAGAACUUGUUUCCAGAAUUUACUUGCUGAGAAAAUAACAUUUUCAAACCAGAAGGAGAGAAAAUAAGAAGCCUGACGGCCUUCACUGGUUUCACUGGUGCUACUGUGCUAGAAAUGAGUGAAUGUAUCGGAGAAAAGGGUUGGUUUCACUUCUUUUAUUUUUUUUUAGGAAACAAAAAAUAUCCAUCCUUUUUAAUUUCAUGUUACGCUUUUAACACAGAACUUGCGUUCGUUGUGGUUCUUUAAAGGAAGUCAACACGUUCUAAACAGUUGCUCUUUUUAACAUGUAUGAAAACGUUUUAAGAUAAUAUACAUUUUGAUGCCCCGAAAAAUCUUGAAAUGUGGUUAAUAUUGUAACUUCAAGAGUAACUUUGGUAUUUUUUAACGUGGGACCUAUUUUAUCGUGUUUAAGUGCUCCAACCAGCUGUAGCUUGGCGAGCUGCAUUGUAAUUCUUUCGAUUUUGAACUCUGUGGUGGAAACUUGAGUGAGAGUUGGACACGAGUUUGUUUUUGAGUCCAGAAAGUCUAAAAUAUUUUCAAUGUCACCACUGAACAUUUAGAUCCUUUUUGCAACGUGGAUCCGGUCUGACCCACAUGUUUAGUAGACGUACUCAAAGGAGUUCAAACACCAAUGCUAUUAAAUCAAAACUGCCCCCCGCCUCACGCCAGCUGAAAUAUCAUCCAUGUCCUCAUGUUGGUGUAGAAAAAAAGCUUUUGUGCCUCCCAAGAGCUGAGUGAAUGCCCUCCUGUUGAAUAAAUGCUGCAAAGAAUGCCAGGAAGGGAUUUAAUGUUCUUAAACUCAAGGUGUGUGGGGGGGGGGUCCUCAAUGUAAAUGUAUUUAUUUCGGGGACGAGAAUCGGAUGGCAGUACAUUUCAGCCGAAGAAAGCUUUGACACGGCAUCUCGGGGUCUUUAGUCAACCGUAGUUCCAUCAGUGUGAAUGAUUCUUUUUAAUUUAUUUUUUUAAAGCUUCUCUGAAGACGUGAUGACAUGUGACCGAAGCGCAGCAGAGAGGAAGGCUUAAUGUGAAUAGUAGUCUAACGUCAACCUCAGGCCGGGGGGGCUUCCUGUCAGCCAUCUGUGUGAGCGCUCCUUUUCCUUCCAUCGCUGAGAGGACUGAUGUUGAGUUUUACCCUCAAAAGUUGGGAAACGGCUGUUUGAGGCAGAACUCAGACUGCGGUCACGAGUCGCAAAGUAUUAUCUCAGAAAGAGAAGAGCAUUUUCCACCUGCGAGUCUGUCUUUAGGGUUAGAGCAGUCAAUACAGAUUUAGUAAGCAGUACAGACCACUUGAAAGUGUGUAGUAUAGAAUAUUUGAUACUACUGCUCCAUGCUUCCACCUGCUGUUUCUUUCACAUUUGCAUUCUUUCUUCUCCAACACGUUAGGCACAUUCACAUUGAUUUGAUUGGAGGAGAGCAUCUUUCAUUCUCUUCCCCACCCAUAAUAUCACCCACCAGUCCUGCGGGACUCAUUCGGCUUUUUUUUUUUUGGGCUGUUCAGAGUCCAAACUGCUCGGUUGGAUUCCCUCUGCAGGAAGUUCACACUAAGAGCUGUCAGUCUCUCUGUGGCCAUGAAAAGGUGUGACCCCGUGGGGGGGUCUCGUCCCUCCGACCUCUGAACCCGCUCUCUCUCCCUCUUAUCGCACGUGUAAAUAUCACUGAUUUUUAUUUUCAUCUUUUUACUUUUUAUGACAGAGUUGUUUAUAUCUUAUCUCUCCUCAUGCCGCCAAUGAAGCAGUCUUAGUUUGUGCAUUUUUUGUAAAUAAGUUUAUUUUAUUUUUCACAAUUCAGAAUGUAAAUACUGCAAAGAAAAAAAAAUCAGGCUAAUGUUUGUUGAUGAUCUCUCUCUCUCGUAGUGAAAAAUGUAAAGUAGCUGUUGCUCAGCAGUCCUCCCUGUCCGGCCCUCCGCGGGUCCGUCUGACUGUUGAAUGAAUAUUUCACAGGUUCUGUUCCAAAAUGCUUCUUUCUGUGUAGAGGCGUGUUGUGUUGGCGUGACCGCGCUCUCCCACGUGCUCGUCUACGGCUAAUGUUUAUGCGACCCAUUUAAAGUCCCGUGCGGCAGAGGCUUCACAAGAGGGAGCUGUUCAGUCCUCAUCAAACGAGUUCUUCAAAUAGAAUAGAACGUUGUCAGGGUAACCCUUCUAUUCAAUUAAAGUAGCCUCAUCUGGGAUCCAAUUUUACAGAUUUUAAAAUAGCUUUAAAAUGGAAAAAUAAUAAGUCUCUGGCCCCAAGAGUUGAGGAUCAGACCGACGUCGAGUCCAGUUGCUUUUGGAACAGAACGUUUGUGUGAUGACAGGUUGCAAUAUGUUAUUACUGUGCAGUAUUAAGAAGAAAAUAAUGUUUGCCACAGGUCUCUGGUAUCUUUAGAGAAAGUGAUGUCUCGUGUCUGACUUCAUCUCAAGUGUUGAGUCGGUCUUAAAAUCCCAACAUGAUGUCCUGCUGGUGCACAGUGCGUGCGGGACGGCAUUUCAAGGUCACAAAAGAGCAGAUAUUGACUUUUGUCUCGUGACAGAAACACCAUUCUUGUAUGUUAGCUACUUGGCAACUUGCAGACAUCUUUUAUGUGAACCAAAUUUUUGAAAAACAAUAGUUUUGUUUCAUUUUCAAAUUCUCUGAAACGCUAGUUGUAAUUUAGGAGAUUAGUGCUUCUCUUUAAUAAAUGGAUGUCACUUGUGGUUCAUUCUUCUCUGUGGCCAUUAGCUUUGGUGUCCUCCUGCCCCGGUGGACUGAUGUGAUGGAGGGACAGAUACAGAUACAGAGAGAGAGAGAGAGAGAAACACAAACCGCCUGUCUCUGUUCUGUGUAUGUUCUGUAUAAUAUGGACUCAUUUACUGUAAUAAAGUGAUGAAACUGUGA